UGGUGUUUUUCCGUUUGCAUGCUGCAGCCUUACUGAACAGCUAAACAGCGAUUUUGUACCACUUUUAAUUGUUAAUAUUAUUGGCGAAUCUUGUGGCAAUAAAAAACAGUGCAGUGCAGCAAAGCAGUCACGCACUAACAGGUGCCCAUUCGCACUAGUAGUCACAGAACUCCAAGAGUAGGGGAUCCUCUUCGUAAUAACAUAAACAAAGAAGACAAUUACCACGCAAAAGGGAAAACAAAAACAAUGUCGGAAACAUACGAUUACCUGUUCAAAUUUCUGAUCAUUGGGAGUGCAGGCAGCGGAAAAAGCUGUCUGUUGCAUCACUUCAUCGAGAGCAAGUUUAAAGAUGAUAGCUCGCACACAAUCGGAGUGGAGUUUGGCUCCCGGAUUGUUAACGUGGGCGGUAAGUCGGUGAAGCUGCAGAUUUGGGAUACCGCCGGACAGGAGAGGUUUCGCUCUGUCACAAGGUCGUACUAUCGAGGAGCUGCCGGUGCUCUAUUGGUAUAUGAUGCCACAUCGAGAGACUCGUUCAAUGCUCUCACAAACUGGCUCAACGAUGCCAGGACCUUGGCCAGUCCGAAUAUCGUCAUACUUCUGGUGGGAAACAAAAAAGACUUGGAGGAGGCAAGGGACGUCACUUUCCUAGAGGCAAGCACUUUUGCCCAGGAGAACGAGCUGAUCUUCUUGGAGACGAGCGCCAAGACGGGCGAGAACGUGGAGGAGGCGUUCCUUAAGUGCUCCAAAACAAUCCUGGCCAAAAUUGAGACAGGCGAACUGGACCCGGAACGAAUUGGGAGCGGCAUCCAGUAUGGAGGAGCCGCUUUGCGCAAUUUACAGACCCGACAGCGUAGCAUCAACAAACCGGAUUGCACCUGUCGUGUGUAGAUCACCUGCGGUUCAUGUUUAUUUCAAUAAGCGAGCAAAUUAAUCUCUAUUUUAUCUCAACCCAUAAUGCGCCACCGCAUUCCACCUUAGUUUAUAGUUUCGUGUGUGUCUCCAAUUGAGUUUGUUUUAGUUUGUAUUGUCUCUGAUAGAUUAAUCAUUCCAAAUGUAAGCUUACAGUGCUACGAUUUGAUUUUUUAACAUUAAUCUAAAACCCUCUUGAUUUUCAUUGAUUACCAAAUUGUUACUUACUAUAGUUUUUAAUUCGUGAAGCACUAAAAAUCCUAAUGCCUAAGAGCCACCGCUCGCUUCAUGCAACAACGAAAAUGGCUCGGACAGCCAAAGAACGUGGGCACUUGGAUGGAAGGGAGUAGAGAAUGCACCCAGCAUUUUUAUUGUAAAUAAGUGGCGAUGUCGCCGAUUGUAAAUCUAACUCAAGUAUGCACGCGGUAAAUAAAAACGCAUAACCAUAAAAAAA
Messenger RNA from Drosophila bipectinata, 1363 nucleotides. RefSeq names its product RAS oncogene family member Rab4 (gene Rab4). NCBI's taxonomy places the organism in Eukaryota, Metazoa, Arthropoda, Insecta, Diptera, Drosophilidae. Gene Ontology annotation, molecular function: GTP binding; GTPase activity. Gene Ontology annotation, cellular component: recycling endosome; plasma membrane. Gene Ontology annotation, biological process: regulation of endocytosis; Rab protein signal transduction; vesicle-mediated transport. The record is from RefSeq and is a predicted model, not a curated record.